Molecule: messenger RNA, 2151 nt
Organism: Cynoglossus semilaevis (tongue sole)
Lineage: Eukaryota; Metazoa; Chordata; Actinopteri; Pleuronectiformes; Cynoglossidae
Product: CXXC-type zinc finger protein 4-like
Exons: 2
Coding region: 24-929 (301 amino acids)
Cellular component (GO): nucleus
Molecular function (GO): methyl-CpG binding; zinc ion binding
Source: RefSeq, a predicted model, not a curated record
CACCUUGGGGUUGUCACGACAACAUGAACAUGAACCACCCGGCGGCAGCAGCCAUGUUUUGGAGCCGGCCCAAACCUGUGACCCCAGCACCCCCAGCCCAUCAUCACCACCAUCACAACGCUCCAGUUGCAGCUACGCAGGGUCACAUGACCUCUGCACACCCCCACAGUUCCAGCAUGCACCACAGCAGUGGGGGUAGUGGAGUGGGGUCUGUAGGCAGAGCAGGUGGAGGGGCAGGCAGUGGCGAAGGUGGAGGAGCCGACAAACACGGACACACCUCCUCCUCCUCACUUCCUGUAACACAGGGGGCAGCACAUCACGCCAUGACACCCACUAACGGGAACUUCCUUCCCGGCUACAGCGGGGGCGCAGACUGUGGCAUCAUGAACAAACAAGGACACAACCACCCGGACAUGAUGGCCCUAUCGGACAGCAGUAGCUGCAACAGUGGUGGGGUGAUGGGUGGAGGCUUCCUCGGGGGGCUGGGGUUACCCCCCGGUGUAAUUGUUAUGGCUAUGGGGUCAGCAGGUGGCGCUAUUUCUGACGCCAGCAGCGCCUUCCAGAUGACGGGCGGCCAGCGAGGCCUUACUGACUGCCAACAGCACCCCACUGCCUCGCCCUGCCCCUCAUCUUCCUCGCCAUCAUCCUCGGUGGUGACGGCGGGCGGCGUGGGUCUGUCGUCUUCUUCAUCAUCGUCUUCUGGGGCGGCUGCCGCCAAAAGGAAGAGGAAGCGCUGCGGGGUGUGCGGGCCGUGCAGGCGGCUCAUCAACUGUGGCGUCUGCUCGUCUUGCCGCAACAGGAAGACUGGUCACCAGAUCUGCAAGUUCAGGAAGUGUGAGGAGCUGAAGAAGAAGCCGGGUGGAGGAGGGGGGGCGCUAGAGCGACCGCCUUCCGUCCCGACUGGUGAGGCAUUUCGUUGGUUCUUCUAGCAACCUCCACCUACUGGGUCUCAGCAGCUGUACACCCUGAACAGCACCUCGCCAUCACCUACGGACAAAUGAACUAAGGCAACGGGGAAAAAACCCAGUCGAGGCUGUGCAGUAGGAUUUACACUUUGAUACCAUGUGGAUUUUACAAAAAAGAGAAUACAAUUCCAUCCUCCUGGACUAAGAUGGUCCAGCAGGUGGAUGCAAGGAGGCAGGAGGAGACAGUUUGGUCAAAGGUAGCAGGGUCUGACCAAUUGGAUUAAAGCUGACAUAAAAGGGCAGCACAGAGCUGAACAACAUCCUAGCACAAGCUCAGUACUUCAUACAACAAUUAUACAGUACCACCUGUUAGCAUCACUGAAUGGAAGGUGAAGUAAAGCUUCUGGCACAAAGUGGUUUUUUUGCAGAAAAUGAAGCUAGCGCUAAAACGGGUACACAGUGGAACCUCAGAUUUUGAACUUAAUUCGUGCCGUACCGUAAAGCCAGAUCUGAAACACGAGCUCCAAUCUCAUACUUUCGUAUAAUCUCUUUAUUCACUUCUAUUGUUGCUCUCACUACGUUUCUUUCCCAUGGUGAUUUCUGGAAUAAAAAAAAUUGAAGAAAUAGCACAGCGCAAGAAACACCGGCAAAAUCAGACAACAGUUCUUAGCGUGUAUAUCCUGAGCGCGGGCUGACGCCACACACUCAGUCACCCAGUAACCGCUUUUGGUUAAAAAAAGGGAGGAGUUCGACAUCCGAGAUUCCACUGUGCUUACAUGUAAAAACUUAAAAAAACCUCUCGGGAUGCUAGCAACGCCUUACAUGCUAAACAGGCUACAUGUCUGUCAGAGCAGAUCUUAACAUCACAGGAGGCAACAGCAUACACCGUUAGAACUGUAGAAGGACGAGAUCUUGGAAGAUCGCUCAGCAGAAACAUCAUCUUGACUUCUGGAUUUCUGCUCUCUAGAGGCUAAAGAAGCUAGCAGUUUAGCCGACAGAACUGAAAGGGAAAAAAUGAAAAAUAAUUGUGCAUGUUUGGAUUAAAAGAAUAUUUAUAGUGUGAUAAUUGUCAUUGAACCACACAAUCUUAAAAAGGACAGCACUGAGCAACACAUUGACCAAAUAGUCUCUUCCUCCUUCCUCCAAUCCAACCUCGCUACGGUACCAAGACCAUUUCAGUCUCAACAAUCUAUUUGACCAAACGUGGACGACGGACAAACCUCAAAGAAUUUGUCACCACUGUAGA